Fomitopsis serialis is the source of this 1762-nucleotide messenger RNA. Its product is annotated as Creatinase/aminopeptidase. Gene Ontology annotation, molecular function: metalloaminopeptidase activity; manganese ion binding. NCBI's taxonomy places the organism in Eukaryota, Fungi, Basidiomycota, Agaricomycetes, Polyporales, Fomitopsidaceae. The record is from RefSeq and is a predicted model, not a curated record. The transcript is spliced from 8 exons. The coding region runs from base 80 to 1636 and encodes 518 amino acids.
UCUUGAAUCAAUACUACGCCGACGCGUUGACCGAGUUCUCACUUGACUUUCUCUUCAAAGCUCAAGACUGAACUGCUCCAUGUAUCCAGCCCAGGCUCAUGUCAUCAAGACAUUCAACAAGCUCAUCGAGCUCCUACCACCCCCAGAUCAGACCAAGGAACGACACAGACCGAGAGCUGAGCUUCCGGCAGGUCUGACCGAUUUCCAUGAAUCCAACUUCUACUACCUCUCAGGAUGCGCCGUUCCGUCGUCGUACCUCCUCCUGACCUUCCAGCACGGCACCUCGCUCGCAGAACGGCUCCUGGCGCAGCUCUUCAUCCCGAAGAUUGAGCUAGCCGACCUCAUGUGGUCCGUGCCGCCACCGACGGCGGAGGAGGCAUCCAAGCUUUACCAGGCAACUCCCGAGCAGAUGAAAGCCUAUCCGGGCGCGACCUUCCACGUCCUCCCCAAGGGCUCUCCGCUGUUCCCGAUCUUGCCGGCUCAAUACACCGCACUCAUUCUCCCGCCGCAUGCUCCCGCCACCGACGAAUACCUACUCCCUGCGCUGCACCGUGCACGGCUCACGAAGGACGCGGGUGAGAUCGAGGCGAUUCGGAAGGCGAACGCGAUCAGCUCUCGUGCGCAUGAAGUCGUCAUGCGUGUCCUCGGCCGGGGCGUGCGCGGAACUAUCACACGAGGCAAGGGUGCCGGCGCUGACAGGCCAUUGCUGCCCGGGGAGUGGCUGAUCGAGAAAGAGGCCGAAGCGGAGGCACUCUUCGUCGCCUCUUGUCGGAGAGAAGGCUCUGUUCAUCAGGCAUACCUCCCCAUCGUCGCGGCAUCAACGCGCGCGUCCACUCUACACUACUGCUGCAAUGAUCGCGAGUUUGCCUGGGGGCCCGUUGGCGCGCACGACCACCAGAACGGCGACCAUCUCGCUCACGGCGCAGAUCGGCAGCUGAAUCCUCAGGUACUCCUAAUCGACGCCGGGUGCGAAUGGGAUUGCCAUGCGUCUGACAUCACCCGCACAAUGCCCGUCGGGAACGGCGGCAAGUUCACGCCCGAGGCGCGCGCGAUCUACGAGCUCGUCCUCGAGAUGCAACGGCUCUCCAUGGAGGCGCUCAAGCCGGGCAUCCACUGGGACGCCAUCCAGCUGCUCUGCCACCGCACGCUCGUGCAGGGCUUCCAGCGGCUCGGGAUCUUCAAGACGCCCAACUCGCCCGGCUCCGGCUCGUGGAACGCGGAGGAGGCGAUCCUCGUGAGCGGCGUGAGCACGGCGUUCUUCCCGCACGGCGUUGGGCACUCGCUCGGGCUCGAUGUGCACGACGUGCCGAGUGCGAGCAAGCCCGAGCGGAACGACACGAUUGGCAAGGGCGUGGAGCUAGGUCACGAGUCGUUCUAUGCGUACCUGCGGCUGAGGCUGCACCUCGAGGAGGGCAUGGUGGUGACGGUCGAGCCGGGCAUCUACUUCUCGCCUCAUCUCCUCGCCCCUGUGCGCGACUCGAAGCAUAUCGACCAUGAGGUCCUGAAGCGAUACGAGGCCGUGGGCGGCGUCCGGAUCGAAGACGUCGUGGUCGUCACCCAAGAUGGCUACGAGAAUCUGACAACCGUGCGGAGCGACACGGACUGGGUCGAAGGUGUGUGCUCUGGUGCGCUGUAAACAUUAAAUGUUCUUGUAUUGUAGGAGCAGAUGUGUAGCAAAGGCAACCUGCACACGUUUGUAUAAUCAUUUGGGUUCGCUGACAGGGUGUAUGCGCAUGCAUUAUGGGUUGCCAUCCCACCUCCU